AUGUUCAAAACUCAAAGAUACAAUUUAAGAUCUUUUCGUUUACCAAGUUUAACUAUUGCACGUCAAUGGUUAUCGACGUUUAGCUAUGAUUCUUUAUUGAAAUUAAAAGUCGAAUCGACUUCUAUUCAAGGUGUUGUUAAACAACCUGUUAAUUGUUCGAUUUUUCAACCUUAUGAUGUUGUUGUUAUUGGUGGUGGUCACGCAGGUUGUGAAGCUGCACAUGCAUCAGCACGAAUGGGUGUUCGAACACUCUUGAUAACUCAUAAAAUAGAAACAAUUGGUGAAAUGUCUUGUAAUCCAUCAUUUGGUGGCAUUGGUAAAGGACAUUUAAUGCGUGAAGUUGAUGCUCUUGAUGGUCUUUGUGGACGUCUCUGUGAUAAAACUGGUGUUCAUUAUAAAGUUCUUAAUCGUAGUAAAGGUCGUGCUGUAUGGGGAUAUCGAGCACAAAUCGAUCGCAAAUUAUAUAAACAAGCUAUGCAAAAUGAAAUUCUUAACACACCCAAUUUACAUGUUAUGGCUGCAGCUGUACGUGAUAUUGUUAUUGAUAAAGAACAAUUACGUAUAACAGGUAUAACACUUGAUAAUCAUACAUUAAUUCCAAGUCAAUCUGUAAUUAUUACAACUGGAACAUUUUUACGUGGAUGUAUUAAUCUUGGUAUGGAUGAACAAAAACCAGCUGGCAGAAUUAAUGAUCAACCAUCAAUUGAUUUAGCAAAAUCAAUUGAAGAACUUGGAUUUAAAAUGGGUCGAUUAAAAACUGGUACACCAGCUCGAUUAGAAACAAAAACAAUUGAUUUCAGUAAAACUAUUGCACAUAAAGGUGAUAAUCCACCAUUACCAUUUUCAUUUUUAAAUAAACAUGUUUGGAUUAAACCGGAAGAACAAUUAAAUUGUCAUUUAACAAUGACAACACCAGAAUUAGCUGAUAUUGUUCGUCGAAAUGCUCAUUUAAGUCGACAUGUAUCACAAGAUGCUCGUAGUCCUCGUUAUUGUCCAUCAAUUGAAUCGAAAAUUCUUCGUUUUAAAAAUCAAACUCAUCCAGUAUGGCUUGAACCUGAAGGUUUUGACUCCGAAUUGACGUAUCCACAAGGUCUAAGUUGUACAAUGCCUAUUGAUAUACAAUUACGUAUGCUUCGAACAAUACCAUCUCUUGAAAAUGUUAAUAUGGUUCGACCAGGUUAUGGAGUUGAAUAUGAUUAUAUUGAUCCAAGAGAAAUAAAACCAAGUUUAGAAACAAAACGUAUUACAAAUUUAUUUCUUGCUGGACAAAUUAAUGGAACCACUGGGUAUGAAGAAGCAGCUGGUCAAGGAAUUAUAGCUGGUAUAAAUAGUGCAUGUAAAGUUUUGAAUAAACCGAUGUUUACAAUCAGUCGAGGUGAAGGAUACAUUGGUGUAAUGAUUGAUGAUUUAACAUUACAUGGUGCAAGUGAACCAUAUAGAAUGUUUACAGCACGAAGUGAAUAUCGUUUAUCUCUUCGUGCGGAUAAUGCUGAUCUUCGUUUAACACAGGCUGGUUAUGAUAUUGGUUGUGUCAGUGAAAAACGUUAUAUUCAAUUUCAAACUUUCAAAACAAAUUAUAAUCAUGCUAAAGAAUGUUUAAAAAAUUUAAAAAAACCAGUUCAUGUUUGGCGUCAUUUAUUAAAUUCAUCAUCAGAGUCUAAUUCAUGUCGAGAUGAUACAUUAAAAUCACUUUAUUCACUUGUUCAUCAGACACCUUAUAUGAUGGAUAAUGAAAAAUGGCUUGCAUUAGUACCUGAUGAUGAAGGUAUACGUUCAAUACUUUUAUCUGAUAAUGAUUUAUGUGAACGUUUAUGUCUUGAUGCUGUUUAUGAGCAUUUAACUAUAAGACAAAAAAAUGAAAUUGAUGAAGUUAAACGAGAUGAAGCAUUUAUGAUACCAGAUUUAUUUGAUUAUCAAAAAUUACAAAUAUCGAAUGAAGCUAAACAAAAAUUAGAAGAAGUACGACCAACAACAUUAGGUUCAGCCAGUCGAAUACCGGGUAUAACACCUGUUACAAUAUUUUGCUUAUUAAGAGCAUUAAAAAGGGAAUCACAAUCAUCUAUAUUAAAUGUUUAA
Rotaria sp. Silwood1 is the source of this 2076-nucleotide messenger RNA. Lineage: Eukaryota; Metazoa; Rotifera; Eurotatoria; Philodinida; Philodinidae. The record is from the annotation of a GenBank genome assembly.